AUGUACAAAAACGUGCAAGUCAAUCAUUCUAACAACGCCACUAAUACAACGACUACUGCUACGCCGGCUACUCUUUUUUCUUCCUCUCUUUCUUUCUCUCCAUCCCAAGCAACUCGAACGACUACUCGUUUGCCUGUACAAAUAACUAGUACCUCACCAUCUUCUUUUUCUCCGUCGACAUCCACUGUAUCUCCUACUUUCUUACCUACUAGCAACAUCGGUGUCAGUAAAAUCAACGACGGCGGCAUUUCGCUGCCAAUCUCAUUCAAUCCUCCGAACGAAACCAUGUCUAUACCACAGUCAAGCAAACUUCGAUCCGAUGUUGAUCAGCUCGAUGAUCUUGUAAAAGAUCUACUUUCCGAAGUCAACCGACCAGUCGGUAGUAGUUCAAGUAAUCGAAAUAAUAAUUCUGUUAACAUCAAUGUUAAUAACAAUAAUAAUACUAAUACUAAAUAUCCGACCACGUCGUCAUCAUCUUCCUAUUCGUACCAUCGUCGUUCAGAUAAUGACAGUAACGAAAAUAAUUCAAAUUCGAAACUACCUUCAUCAAUUCGAGCUUCAUCUUACACGCAAGCAUCAACGUUGAAUAAUCAAAAACGUAAUGAUUUCGAUGCGAACACAGUCAGUGGCCUUAUUGAUGGUUCAUCUUUAUCAUCGAACGGUGUGCAACGUGAAGAACAGCGUUCGAAAACAACACGUGAAGAGCGCAUACGUAUCAAACGUGGCGUCGGUAGCAGUUCAACUAAUGGUGUCACAGAUAUACCGAUCACAAGUUCAUCAUCUGUGACGACAACAACUACUACAAAUAAGCCGACUCAGAAAACUGCAUCACGUGAUCAUUUAUCCAUCGAUGAACAAUUAAUUGAUUCUUUAUUAGAAAGUGUGCAAAAUACUCUGAGAAAACGUUCACAACAGCAACGAACACACCAAACAGCAUGGGCCACAGAUAUACCAAUCCAUCAUCAAAAUCCAAUGAAUAAUCGUCGAACAUACAGCUCAAGUGCUGCGUACACAGACUCAAUUCAUCGCAUGGAUCCAACACGCGUACGAUUUCCAAUUAGAUUAAUGCGAACUGAUAGUCCAACAAGUACACUAUCAUCAAGGAGACCAUACAGUCGACAAGAUAAUCGAGAUGGUUAUACAACAACUGUAACAUCAGCAUCAACAACCGCUAUUCCAACGCAUUUUCGUGCAACAUCGGAACCGCCACCAGAUGGGCCCAUUGAACUACGUCGAAUGGAUUUAGUUCGCUCACCUUCACGUACACAACUCGAUACACAUCCACCACUACCACCACCAGAAUAUUAUCAUUAUUCACGAUCGACAUUACCAUCGGGUGGUUUACGUGUACGUGGACACGAUUAUUCUGGUUAUGAGACAGAUACAGGUGUAGUUACAUCUCGUGGCUAUGGGCCGCGAUACUAUGGAGGUGCAUCAUCAACACUAUCGAUGCAUGAACCACCACCACCACCAGUAGGACCAAUGCAUUAUCCGUAUUAUCCUCCACAACAACAUCCUCAACAACCGAUGCAUUUUGUACGUGAACGUCAUCAUGACAGCUACGCGGGUGGCACUAGUGGGGGUACUCAUCGCACAAUGUUACGACCAGAUGGUUAUGAUACUGAUACAGGUUUAAUUAGUAGUGGCAGAUUACGUAUGACACGUACAUUACCACCGCGCAUGGCAGCAAUCCCAGAAACUCUAGUGGUAAAUAAUCGAAUGGUUUCGUCAUCAAAUUUAAAUACGGUACCGACGAAUUUACGCGGCAGUGCAUUUCUCAAUGAAUCCAACGGGCAUACUCUACGUAGCCGAAAUGAGUAUAUGGGUGGUUAUGAAACGGAUUCAGGCAUGAAUAUUCGUCAGCAGAGUUACAAUCGUCGACCAGUGCCAAUAGAUAUUCAAUAUGGUGAUAGCGGAUGGGUCGGCAAGCAAUCAGCUACUAUGACAAGACCCGUAUCACAGCAGCAACAACAACGGUUUGUUGACAAUAGUAGUCAACGUUACCGUUCGCAAGAUCAAUUACGUUCAACAUCGAUACCUGUUUUCAGUCAAGAAGCAUCGGCAACAAUAUCACGUUUACCCGAGCAACAUAUAUCAGUUGCGAGUAAAACACAACAACAACAACAGCAGCAGCAGAAGAGGACAAUAAAUCCAAUACCAUCGUCUACACACGAAGCUAGACAGCAAAUGGAAACAAUGAGAAAAGAUCUCACAGUAUUACCAAAUCUUUUUCCUGGUCAAGUGGGUUUAUCUAAUCCGCCAAGUAAUAGCAGGUCGCAAGUGCCUGCGUCGCCCGAAUUGAAAAGAAAGUUUUCUUCGGGUGAAAACACUUUGCAAAAAACUACUCGCGUUCAACAAAUCAUGAACGAAAGUAUGAUACCGAUUGUAUCAAAUUCAAGCAAGCCACAAGUGUUUUCAUCGACAGCACAUAUUAUACCAACUGCACUCCACGAACGACUAGAUAAUCAAACAAAUAUGAAACCGCCCGCAACACCUACGUUCCCCGUAACCAAUCAAUCAUAUAAUCAAACACGAUUGGGCAAUGGAUUCUCUCGAAAUCAGGAAGAAACUUCUCGUCGAUCAAGUGCUUCUUCCGCAACAGAAACUGAUGUACAUCGUAAUGGUGCUUAUCAAGCACAUAAUGUCAGUCAAUUUUGGUAUAAAGAGAAAAUGUCACGUGAAGAUGCUAUCAAUUUAUUGAAAUCGAAACCAGCGGGAACAUUUCUUAUUCGAGAUAGUCAAGGUUUUCCAGGUUCAUAUGGCUUAGCAGUUAAAGUCGAGACAUUACCAGUUGGCAUUCAAGCAAAAAAUGGCGCCGAUCCCAAUGCUGAGUUAGUUCGACAUUAUCUCAUCGAACGAACACCAACUGGACACGUCAGAUUGAAAGGCUGUCAAAACGAGCCAGAUUUUGUCAAUCUCUCAGCUUUAGUCUAUCAACAUUCAAUUACACCUCUUGCCUUACCAAUCAAAUUACUCGUACCAGUUGCCGAUAUCACGGAAGAUUAUCGUGUAGCAUCGAAUCAACAGCAUGAUACGAGCAAGAAACUCUCGGUUAAAGAUUUGUUAGAAAAAGGAGCUGCUUGUAAUGUUCUCUACUUGAAUAAUGUCGAUGUCGAAUCAUUAUCUGGUCAAAUGGCUUUAAAUAAAGCAUUACGUGCAACAUUUGAUAAUGCGGACCGUCUGCAGGCGACGAUAGUUCAUUUCAAAGUAUCAAGCACCGGCAUAACAUUAACCGAUACAAAGAAAAAAUUAUUUUCUCGACGACAUUUUCCAAAGGAAUAUGUCACUUAUUGUGGUGUGGAUUAUGAAACCGAUCGUUAUUGGACACAUCAAAUGUCGGAUUUAGAAAUGUUACCACGAGCAAAAUGCUUUGGUUUUGUUUCAAAGAAAAUUAAUGGUAAUAAUCGCUCAAAUCAACCCGAAAAUGAAUGUCACAUCUUUGCUGAAAUUGAUCGGACCCAACCAUCAACAGCCAUUGUUAAUUUUGUAUCGAAAGUGAUGAUCGGAAGUGUACCUGUUUAG
Adineta ricciae is the source of this 3522-nucleotide messenger RNA. NCBI's taxonomy places the organism in Eukaryota, Metazoa, Rotifera, Eurotatoria, Adinetida, Adinetidae. The record is from the annotation of a GenBank genome assembly.